This is a messenger RNA of Aspergillus wentii DTO 134E9, 1015 nucleotides long. Its product is annotated as DNA-directed RNA polymerase III subunit C31. Gene Ontology annotation, cellular component: RNA polymerase III complex. The record is from RefSeq and is a predicted model, not a curated record. The coding region runs from base 129 to 869 and encodes 246 amino acids. Gene Ontology annotation, biological process: transcription by RNA polymerase III. The transcript has 3 exons. NCBI's taxonomy places the organism in Eukaryota, Fungi, Ascomycota, Eurotiomycetes, Eurotiales, Aspergillaceae.
GCCAGAGCCACUGGGACUUUUGCUCUGCGGGGGUUUUCAGUCGUCUGAAGAUUCAUUGCAAAAAAGGAGAAUCUUCUUUAUCUUAAAUAACUUGUUUUCAUAAAUUCUCCCCUUUUUCUUGGCUGGUCAUGUCACGAUUCGGAGGAAAGAAGGGCAAGAAGCUUCCCGGUGCAGAGUUCACCUGGGAUGGGGAUGCAGGCGGGGAACCAGACACAGCGCCUACACCCCUCUUUCCUAAACACACCGUCCCUCACGCGAGACUGUUAAAACCCCAAGAACAAAUACAGGUCGACUACUAUCGAGAUCUUCGGGAAAGAUACCAUGAGGGCCCGUACUACUCUGUCCUAAAUGCCGCCUCUUCUGCCGCGAAGAAGGGAAGCGCUGCCCGUGCGCAUUUCGAUCCUUUCAACGGCAUGCCUACGUACUCGGGCAAGUAUCAGAAGAAGAGAAGGACAAUUCCUAAGAUCCAGGGUCGGGAAUAUGUCAUGAAACUAUUCCCGCGCGAGCUAUGGAAGACUCUUCAACCCAGCUUUAACCCCGAUGCAGCUAUGGAUGGUUAUGCUCCCCAGGCGACACGAAUUGGGGCGAAGCGAGGCUUUGAAGAUGAUGAGGAUGAGGAAGAUGAUGCCAAGCGUCAGAAGGGAGGACAAGACGAAGAGGAUGCAGAGAGAGAAGAAAAUGAGGAGGAGAUCCUUGAUCAGGAUGAGGAACAAGAAGAGGAAAUUAUGGAUGACGAUUUCUCCGAGGAUGAUGAUGAUAUGGGUGGUGACUACAACGCUGAGCAAUACUUUGACGGUGGUGAUGAUGAAUACGGUGACGAUGGAUUUGGAGAUGGCGGAGGCGGUGGUGGUGAUGAGGAGACCUUUUAAAAAGCAUUUGCUUGAGAUACCCCUUACUAUUGUGUUCUACUUGUAUAAAAUUUGUGCAGAUAUAUGAGCCAUUGCUAGCAUAGCCUGCUUGUUCUACAAUCUACAUCACUGCUUGGACUGCGAUUCAAGCAGUCAUCUUCUGGUAU